Chrysochloris asiatica (Cape golden mole) is the source of this 14868-nucleotide messenger RNA. RefSeq names its product ryanodine receptor 2 (cardiac) (gene RYR2). Gene Ontology annotation, cellular component: Z disc; sarcolemma; smooth endoplasmic reticulum. Lineage: Eukaryota; Metazoa; Chordata; Mammalia; Afrosoricida; Chrysochloridae. Gene Ontology annotation, biological process: intracellular calcium ion homeostasis; calcium ion transmembrane transport. The transcript is spliced from 105 exons. The record is from RefSeq and is a predicted model, not a curated record. Gene Ontology annotation, molecular function: protein binding; ryanodine-sensitive calcium-release channel activity; calcium ion binding. The coding region runs from base 1 to 14868 and encodes 4955 amino acids.
AUGAUAGCAGAUGAUGAAGUGGUUCUACAGUGUACUGCAACCAUCCACAAAGAGCAACAGAAACUAUGUUUGGCAGCAGAAGGUUUUGGCAACAGACUUUGUUUUUUGGAGUCCACUUCCAAUUCCAAGAAUGUCCCACCAGAUCUCUCCAUCUGCACCUUCGUGUUGGAACAGUCCCUGUCUGUCCGGGCCCUGCAGGAGAUGCUGGCUAACACAAUGGAGAAGUCAGAAGGGCAAGUUGAUGUGGAAAAAUGGAAAUUCAUGAUGAAGACUGCUCAAGGAGGUGGUCAUCGAACACUUCUCUACGGACAUGCCAUAUUGCUGCGCCAUUCCUAUAGUGGCAUGUAUCUGUGCUGCCUGUCCACCUCCCGGUCUUCAACGGAUAAACUGGCCUUUGAUGUUGGCUUGCAAGAGGACACAACAGGUGAGGCGUGUUGGUGGACGAUACACCCUGCCUCUAAGCAGCGAUCAGAAGGAGAGAAGGUCCGAGUGGGAGAUGACCUCAUCUUAGUUAGCGUGUCCUCUGAAAGAUACUUGCACUUGUCCUAUGGCAAUGGCAACUUGCAUGUGGAUGCUGCCUUCCAGCAGACCCUCUGGAGCGUGGCCCCAAUCAGCUCAGGAAGUGAAGCUGCCCAAGGGUAUCUGAUUGGUGGUGAUGUUCUCCGGCUGCUCCAUGGACACAUGGAUGAAUGUCUCACUGUUCCCUCGGGCGACCAUGGAGAAGAGCAGCGGAGAAAUGUUCAUUAUGAAGGUGGUGCUGUAUCCAUUCACGCGCGUUCCCUCUGGAGACUGGAGACGCUUAGGGUGGCAUGGAGUGGAAGCCAUAUAAGGUGGGGCCAGCCCUUCCGACUACGCCAUGUGACAACAGGAAAAUACUUGAGUCUUCUGGAAGACAAAAAUCUUCUACUCAUGGAUAAAGAAAAAGCUGAUAUAAAAUCAACAGCAUUUACCUUCCGAUCUUCCAAAGAAAAAUUGGACGUAGGGAUAAGAAAAGAAGUAGAUGGUAUGGGGACAUCUGAAAUAAAAUAUGGUGACUCCGUAUGUUAUAUACAGCAUGUGGAUACAGGCCUGUGGCUUACUUACCAGUCUGUAGAUGUGAAGUCAGUGCGAAUGGGAUCUAUACAACGGAAGGCUAUUAUGCACCAUGAAGGCCACAUGGAUGAUGGCUUAAAUUUAUCUAGGUCUCAGCAUGAAGAAUCUCGUACAGCACGAGUAAUUCGUAGCACAGUCUUCCUUUUCAAUAGAUUUAUAAGGGGUCUUGAUGCUCUCAGCAAGAAAGUGAAGGCAUCCACAGUGGAUUUGCCUAUAGAGUCUGUAAGUCUGAGUCUGCAGGAUCUGAUUGGCUACUUCCACCCACCAGAUGAGCACUUAGAACACGAGGACAAGCAGAACAGACUACGAGCUCUGAAGAAUCGCCAGAAUCUCUUCCAGGAAGAGGGCAUGAUCAACCUCGUUCUUGAGUGCAUAGACCAGCUGCAUAUCUACAGUAGCGCCGCUCAUUUUGCCGAUGUUGCUGGGAGGGAAGCAGGAGAGUCCUGGAAAUCGAUUCUAAAUUCUCUGUAUGAGUUACUAGAGCAAGUUAUCAAAAAGAGUAUCUCGAAAUUACGGAAUGAACUGCAGCAGAAACACGUCCUGGUCCAGAAACAUCUGACCAAGCUGCAGCAUUGGCAGCAGGUGCUGGACAACAUCAGCGUGCAGCACAAAAAGCCGGCCGACCUCCCACUGGCUAAUCAUAAAUGUUCUUCUCCCUGCAUUGUUUUAUCUGUAGGCAUUCUUGAAGUUUUACACUGUGUGUUAGUGGAAAGUCCAGAAGCUCUAAAUAUUAUCAAAGAAGGACAUAUUAAAUCCAUUAUCUCCCUUCUGGACAAACAUGGAAGAAAUCACAAGGUUCUGGAUGUCUUGUGUUCACUCUGUGUUUGCCAUGGAGUUGCAGUUCGUUCUAACCAGCAUCUCAUUUGUGACAAUCUCCUACCAGGAAGAGAUCUGUUAUUGCAGACGCGUCUUGUGAAUCAUGUCAGCAGCAUGAGGCCUAAUAUUUUUCUGGGCGUCAGCGAAGGGUCUGCUCAGUAUAAAAAAUGGUACUAUGAGCUGAUGGUGGACCACACGGUGCCAUUUGUGACAGCUGAAGCAACACACCUCCGAGUGGGCUGGGCGUCCACUGAAGGGUACUCUCCCUACCCCGGAGGUGGCGAAGAGUGGGGUGGAAACGGUGUUGGAGAUGACCUGUUCUCCUAUGGAUUUGAUGGACUUCAUCUCUGGUCAGGUUGUAUUGCCCGGACUGUAAGCUCACCAAACCAACACCUGUUGAGAACAGAUGAUGUCAUUAGUUGCUGUUUAGAUCUAAGUGCCCCAAGCAUCUCCUUCCGAAUUAAUGGCCAGCCUGUUCAAGGGAUGUUUGAGAAUUUCAACAUUGAUGGCCUCUUCUUCCCAGUUGUUAGUUUCUCUGCAGGAAUAAAAGUACGCUUUCUGCUUGGCGGGAGACAUGGCGAAUUUAAAUUCCUUCCUCCACCUGGGUAUGCACCUUGCUAUGAAGCUGUUCUGCCAAAAGAAAAGCUGAAAGUGGAACACAGCAGAGAGUACAAGCAAGAAAGAACAUACACACGGGACCUACUGGGCCCCACGGUUUCCUUGACCCAAGCAGCCUUCACGCCGGUUCCUGUGGAUACCACCCAGAUUGUGUUGCCUCCUCACCUGGAAAGGAUAAGAGAAAAACUUGCAGAGAAUAUCCAUGAACUCUGGGUUAUGAACAAAAUUGAGCUUGGCUGGCAGUAUGGUCCGAUUAGAGAUGACAACAAGAGACAGCACCCUUGUCUGGUGGAGUUCGCCAAGCUGCCUGAACAGGAACGUAAUUACAAUCUACAGAUGUCACUGGAGACCCUGAAGACUUUGUUGGCAUUAGGAUGCCAUGUGGGUAUAUCGGAUGAACAUGCUGAUGAAAAAGUGAAAAAAAUGAAGCUACCCAAAAAUUACCAGCUGACCAGUGGAUACAAGCCUGCUCCUAUGGACCUGAGCUUUAUAAAACUCACCCCAUCCCAGGAAGCGAUGGUGGACAAACUGGCUGAAAAUGCCCAUAAUGUGUGGGCUCGAGAUCGAAUCCGUCAGGGCUGGACUUACGGAAUCCAACAGGAUGUAAAGAACAGAAGAAACCCCCGCCUUGUUCCCUAUGCACUUUUAGACGAUAGAACCAAGAAAUCAAAUAAGGACAGUCUUCGGGAGGCUGUCCGGACCCUGCUGGGAUAUGGCUACAACCUGGAAGCUCCUGAUCAAGAUCAUGCAGCUAGAGCCGAAGUGUGCAGCGGCACAGGGGAACGGUUCCGGAUUUUCCGUGCUGAGAAGACCUACGCUGUGAAGGCAGGAAGGUGGUAUUUUGAAUUUGAGGCUGUCACCGCUGGCGACAUGAGAGUUGGCUGGAGCAGACCAGGCUGUCAGCCUGAUCAGGAGCUGGGCUCGGAUGAAUAUGCUUUUGCCUUUGAUGGCUUUAAGGCCCAGCGGUGGCACCAGGGCAGUGAGCAUUACGGGCGCUCGUGGCAAGCAGGCGAUGUGGUGGGCUGCAUGGUUGAUAUGAACGAGCACACUGUGAUGUUCACUCUAAAUGGGGAGAUCCUUCUUGAUGAUUCUGGCUCAGAACUGGCUUUCAAGGACUUUGAGGUUGGUGAUGGAUUCAUACCUGUAUGUAGCCUUGGUGUGGCUCAGGUGGGCAGGAUGAACUUUGGAAAGGAUGUCAGCACCUUGAAGUAUUUUACCAUCUGUGGCUUGCAAGAGGGCUAUGAACCAUUUGCAGUGAAUACAAAUAGGGAUAUUACCAUGUGGCUAAGCAAGAGGCUUCCUCAGUUUCUUCAAGUUCCAUCAAACCAUGAACAUAUUGAGGUAACCAGAAUAGAUGGUACCAUAGACAGCUCUCCAUGCUUGAAGGUGACUCAGAAGUCCUUUGGGUCUCAGAACAGCAGCACUGAUAUCAUGUUUUAUCGUCUGAGCAUGCCAAUCGAGUGUGCAGAAGUCUUCUCCAAGACGGCUACAGGAGGACUCCCUGGGGCCGGCCUCUUUGGGCCCAAGAAUGACCUGGAGGAUUAUGAUGCAGAUUCAGAUUUUGAGGUUCUAAUGAAGACAGCUCAUGGCCAUCUGGUGCCUGAUCGAGUUGACAAAGAGAAAGAAGCUCCAAAGUCAGAGUUUAAUAACCACAAAGAUUAUGCUCAAGAAAAGCCCUCUCGUCUGAAACAAAGAUUUCUGCUUAGAAGAACAAAGCCAGAUUACAGCACCAGUCAUUCCGCAAGACUGACUGAAGAUGUCCUUGCCGAUGAUCGGGAUGACUAUGAUUACUUAAUGCAAACGUCCACGUACUAUUACUCUGUGAGAGUCUUUCCAGGACAAGAACCUGCUAACGUCUGGGUGGGCUGGAUCACAUCAGAUUUCCAUCAGUAUGAUACAGGCUUUGACUUGGAUAGAGUCCGUACAGUAACAGUGACUCUGGGAGAUGAGAAAGGAAAAGUCCAUGAAAGCAUCAAACGCAGCAACUGCUAUAUGGUGUGUGCGGGCGAAAGCAUGAGCCCUGGGCAAGGUCGCAACAACAAUGGGCUGGAGAUUGGCUGUGUGGUGGAUGUUGCCAGUGGAUUGCUCACGUUCACUGCUAAUGGCAAGGAAUUGAGCACAUAUUACCAGGUGGAGCCAAGUACUAAACUAUUUCCUGCAGUUUUUGCACAAGCUACAAGUCCCAAUGUUUUCCAAUUUGAGUUGGGACGAAUAAAGAAUGUAAUGCCGCUGUCAGCUGGAUUAUUCAAGAGUGAGCAUAAAAACCCCGUACCACAGUGCCCUCCACGUCUUCAUGUGCAGUUUUUAUCACAUGUUCUUUGGAGCAGAAUGCCAAACCAGUUUUUGAAGGUUGAUGUCUCCCGAAUCAGUGAACGCCAAGGCUGGCUGGUACAGUGUUUGGAUCCUUUGCAGUUCAUGUCACUUCAUAUCCCAGAGGAGAACAGGUCUGUGGACAUACUCGAACUGACGGAGCAGGAGGAACUGCUGAAGUUUCACUAUCACACUCUCCGCCUCUACUCAGCUGUGUGUGCUCUGGGGAACCACAGGGUGGCCCACGCCCUGUGCAGCCACGUGGAUGAGCCUCAGCUGCUCUACGCCAUCGAAAACAAGUACAUGCCUGGCUUGCUCCGUGCAGGCUACUAUGAUCUGCUCAUCGACAUCCACCUGAGCUCCUAUGCUACUGCCAGGCUUAUGAUGAACAAUGAAUUCAUCGUUCCCAUGACGGAAGAGACCAAGAGUAUUACUCUUUUCCCUGAUGAGAACAAAAAGCACGGUCUCCCUGGGAUUGGCCUUAGCACCUCCCUUAGGCCUCGAAUGCAGUUUUCCUCACCCAGUUUUGUGAGCAUCAGUAAUGAAUGCCAUCAGUAUAGUCCCGAGUUUCCCCUAGAUAUCCUAAAGGCCAAAACCAUUCAGAUGCUAACAGAAGCAGUCAGAGAGAGCAGCCUUCAUGCCCGGGACCCAGUCGGGGGUACCACUGAAUUCCUUUUUGUACCUCUGAUCAAGCUUUUCUAUACCCUGCUCAUCAUGGGCAUCUUCCACAAUGAGGACUUGAAGCACAUCCUGCAGCUGAUCGAGCCCAGCGUGUUUAAGGAAGCUGCCGCGCCAGAGGAGGAGACUAUAGGGUUAGAGAAGGAGCUCAGCAUGGAAGACUCAAAGCUGGAAGGAGCUGGUGAGGAAGACGUUAAGGCGGGUAAGAGGCCGAAGGAAGGUCUGCUCCAAAUGAAGCUGCCAGAGCCAGUUAAAUUGCAGAUGUGCCUACUACUUCAAUACCUCUGUGACUGUCAGGUCCGGCAUCGGAUAGAAGCCAUUGUAGCCUUUUCAGAUGACUUUGUAGCUAAACUUCAAGACAAUCAGCGCUUCCGAUAUAAUGAAGUUAUGCAAGCCUUAAAUAUGUCGGCUGCGCUCACAGCCAGAAAGACCAAGGAAUUUAGAUCCCCACCUCAAGAGCAGAUCAAUAUGCUUCUCAAUUUUAAGGAUGACAAAAGUGAAUGUCCUUGUCCUGAAGAAAUCAGAGACCAGCUCUUGGAUUUUCAUGAAGAUUUGAUGACUCAUUGUGGAAUUGAACUGGAUGAAGAUGGGUCUCUAGAUGGAAACAGUGAUUUAACAAUCCGAGGGCGCCUGCUGUCCCUGGUAGAAAAGGUGACAUACCUGAAGAAGAAGCAAGUAGAAAAACCAAUGGAGAGUGACUCUAAGAAAUCCUCCACUCUUCAGCAGUUGAUUUCUGAGACUAUGGUCCGGUGGGCACAGGAAUCUGUCAUUGAAGACCCUGAGUUGGUGAGGGCUAUGUUUGUGUUGCUUCAUCGACAGUAUGAUAGCAUUGGAGCUCUGGUCCGGGCUCUGCCAAAGACCUACACCAUAAACGGCGUCUCAGUGGAAGAUACCAUUAACCUGCUAGCAUCUCUUGGACAGAUUCGCUCUUUGUUGAGUGUCAGGAUGGGCAAAGAAGAGGAGAAGCUUAUGAUUCGUGGAUUGGGGGAUAUCAUGAAUAAUAAAGUAUUUUACCAGCACCCUAACUUGAUGAGGGCCCUUGGAAUGCAUGAAACAGUAAUGGAAGUCAUGGUGAAUGUUCUUGGUGGUGGUGAGUCCAAGGAAAUCACCUUUCCCAAGAUGGUGGCCAACUGUUGCCGCUUUCUGUGUUAUUUCUGUCGGAUAAGUAGGCAGAAUCAAAAAGCUAUGUUUGAUCAUCUUAGUUAUUUACUGGAAAAUAGCAGUGUUGGUCUUGCCUCGCCAGCUAUGAGAGGGUCUACACCUCUGGAUGUGGCUGCAGCCUCAGUGAUGGAUAAUAAUGAACUCGCCUUAGCUCUGCGUGAGCCUGAUCUGGAAAAGGUAGUCAGAUACUUGGCUGGUUGUGGACUGCAAAGUUGCCAAAUGCUAGUAUCAAAGGGUUAUCCAGACAUUGGGUGGAAUCCAGUCGAAGGAGAGCGAUAUCUUGACUUUCUUAGAUUUGCUGUCUUCUGUAAUGGGGAGAGUGUGGAAGAGAAUGCAAAUGUUGUGGUCCGAUUGCUCAUUCGGAGACCUGAAUGUUUUGGUCCUGCUUUGCGAGGGGAAGGUGGAAAUGGUCUUCUGGCUGCCAUGGAAGAAGCCAUAAAAAUAGCUGAAGACCCUUCAAGAGAUGGCCCCUCACCCACGAGUGGAUCCAGUAAAACACUUGAUACAGAAGAAGAGGAGGACGACACCAUCCAUAUGGGGAACGCCAUCAUGACUUUUUAUGCAGCUUUGAUUGACCUGCUGGGACGCUGCGCCCCUGAGAUGCAUUUGAUUCAUGCUGGUAAGGGAGAAGCUAUUAGGAUCAGGUCUAUUUUGAGAUCCUUAAUUCCACUGGGAGAUUUGGUGGGAGUAAUCAGCAUUGCUUUUCAGAUGCCAGCAAUAGCCAAAGAUGGGAAUGUGGUGGAGCCUGACAUGUCUGCAGGGUUUUGCCCAGAUCACAAGGCAGCCAUGGUUUUGUUCCUUGACAGGGUCUAUGGGAUUGAGGUUCAAGAUUUCCUCCUCCAUCUGCUUGAGGUUGGCUUUCUGCCAGAUCUCCGUGCUGCUGCCUCUUUAGAUACGGCUGCUCUGAGUGCUACAGACAUGGCCUUGGCCCUCAAUCGCUACCUGUGCACUGCAGUCUUGCCUUUGUUGACAAGAUGUGCUCCCCUUUUUGCGGGCACGGAGCACCACGCUUCCCUCAUUGACUCCUUACUCCACACUGUGUACAGACUCUCUAAGGGCUGCUCACUUACCAAAGCUCAACGUGACUCCAUAGAAGUGUGUUUACUCUCCAUUUGUGGCCAGUUGAGACCUUCCAUGAUGCAGCACUUACUCCGAAGAUUCGUGUUUGAUGUCCCAUUACUAAACGAACACGCAAAGAUGCCCCUUAAGCUGCUGACAAACCAUUAUGAAAGAUGCUGGAAAUAUUACUGCCUACCAGGAGGAUGGGGGAACUUUGGUGCUGCAUCAGAAGAAGAACUUCAUUUAUCAAGAAAAUUGUUCUGGGGCAUUUUUGAUGCCCUGUCUCAAAAGAAAUAUGAGCAAGAACUUUUCAAACUGGCUCUGCCUUGCCUGAGUUCAGUUGCGGGAGCUUUGCCUCCAGACUACAUGGAGUCAAAUUAUGUCAGUAUGAUGGAAAAACAGUCAUCAAUGGAUUCUGAAGGGAACUUUAACCCACAACCUGUUGAUACCUCAAAUAUUACAAUUCCUGAAAAGUUGGAAUACUUCAUUAAUAAAUAUGCAGAACAUUCCCAUGACAAAUGGUCAAUGGACAAGUUGGCAAAUGGAUGGAUUUAUGGAGAAGUAUAUUCAGAUUCUUCUAAGGUUCAGCCACUAAUGAAACCUUAUAAACUAUUAUCUGAAAAGGAAAAGGAAAUUUAUCGCUGGCCAAUCAAAGAAUCUUUAAAAACGAUGCUGGCUUGGAGCUGGAGAAUUGAAAGAACCCGGGAAGGAGACAGUAUGGCUCUUUAUAAUCGGACUCGACGUAUUUCUCAGACAAGCCAGGUUUCCGUAGAUGCUGCCCACGGCUACAGCCCCCGAGCCAUUGACAUGAGCAAUGUUACCCUCUCCAGAGAUCUGUAUGCUAUGGCAGAAAUGAUGGCGGAGAAUUACCAUAAUAUAUGGGCCAAGAAAAAGAAAAUGGAACUGGAGUCCAAAGGAGGUGGAAACCAUCCCUUGUUGGUGCCCUAUGAUACACUGACAGCCAAAGAAAAAGCCAAGGACAGGGAAAAAGCCCAGGAUAUUCUCAAGUUCUUACAGAUCAAUGGAUAUGCUGUGUCCAGAGGGUUCAAGGAUCUGGAACUGGACACGCCUUCUAUUGAGAAACGAUUUGCCUAUAGUUUUCUCCAACAACUCAUUCGCUAUGUGGAUGAAGCCCAUCAGUAUAUCCUGGAGUUUGAUGGUGGUUGCAGAAGCAAAGGAGAACAUUUCCCGUAUGAACAAGAAAUCAAGUUCUUUGCUAAAGUUGUGCUUCCUUUAAUUGAUCAGUAUUUCAAAAACCAUCGCUUGUACUUCUUAUCUGCAGCAAGCAGGCCUCUGUGUUCUGGAGGACAUGCAUCAAACAAAGAGAAAGAAAUGGUGACUAGCCUAUUCUGCAAACUUGGAGUUCUUGUCAGGCAUAGGAUUUCACUAUUUGGAAAUGAUGCUACAUCGAUUGUCAACUGUCUUCAUAUUUUGGGUCAGACUUUGGAUGCAAGGACCGUGAUGAAGACCGGCCUGGACAGUGUGAAAAGUGCCCUCCGGGCCUUUCUGGACAACGCAGCAGAGGACCUGGAGAAGACCAUGGAAAACCUGAAGCAAGGCCAGUUCACACACACCCGGAACCAGCCCAAAGGCGUCACACAGAUCAUCAACUACACUACGGUGGCCCUCCUGCCCAUGCUCUCGUCAUUAUUUGAGCACAUUGGACAGCAUCAGUUUGGAGAAGAUCUGAUACUGGAAGAUGUACAGGUGUCCUGUUACAGAAUCCUGACUAGCUUAUACACUUUGGGAACUAGCAAGAGUAUCUAUGUGGAGAGGCAACGUUCUGCAUUAGGAGAAUGUCUGGCUGCCUUCGCUGGUGCCUUUCCCGUAGCGUUUUUGGAAACUCAUCUGGACAAACAUAAUGUUUACUCUAUCUACAAUACUAAGUCUUCACGAGAGAGAGCAGCUCUCAAUUUGCCAACUAAUGUGGAAGACGUUUGUCCUACUAUCCCAUCUUUGGAGAAACUCAUGGAUGAGAUUGUGGAACUGGCCGAAUCUGGCAUUCGCUAUACACAAAUGCCACACGUAAUGGAAGUUAUACUGCCCAUGCUUUGCAGCUACAUGUCUCGUUGGUGGGAACAUGGGCCUGAGAACAAUAUGGAAAGGGCUGAAAUGUGUUGCACAGCUCUGAACUCAGAGCACAUGAAUACACUUCUUGGGAAUAUAUUGAAAAUUAUAUAUAAUAACUUGGGAAUUGAUGAAGGUGCCUGGAUGAAGAGGUUAGCAGUGUUUUCCCAGCCAAUUAUAAAUAAAGUGAAACCUCAGCUCUUGAAAACUCACUUCUUGCCAUUGAUGGAGAAACUCAAGAAAAAGGCCGCCAUGGUGGUAUGUGAGGAAGAUCAUCUGAAAGCAGAGGCCAGAGGUGAUAUGUCUGAGGCUGAACUCCUCAUUCUAGAUGAGUUCACUACACUGGCCAGAGAUCUCUAUGCCUUUUAUCCUCUGUUGAUUAGAUUCGUGGACUUCAACAGGGCAAAGUGGCUAAAGGAACCUAACCCAGAAGCAGAGGAACUCUUCCGUAUGGUGGCCGAAGUGUUUAUUUAUUGGUCAAAAUCCCAUAAUUUCAAAAGAGAAGAGCAGAACUUUGUGGUACAGAAUGAAAUCAACAAUAUGUCUUUCCUUAUUACUGAUACCAAGUCAAAGAUGUCAAAGGCCGCUGUUUCUGAUCAGGAAAGGAAGAAAAUGAAACGGAAAGGAGACCGCUAUUCUAUGCAGACCUCUCUGAUCGUAGCCGCUCUGAAGCGACUGCUGCCCAUUGGCUUGAACAUCUGUGCCCCUGGGGACCAGGAGCUCAUUGCUUUGGCCAAGACUCGCUUUAGUCAGAAAGACACCGAGGAUGAAGUAAGAGAUAUAAUCCGCAGUAAUAUUCAUUUACAAGGCAAGUUAGAGGAUCCUGCUAUUAGAUGGCAGAUGGCUCUUUACAAAGACUUACCUAACAGGACCGAAGAGACUUCAGAUCCAGAGAAGACAGUAGAACGAGUUUUGGAUAUAGCAAAUGUCCUUUUUCAUCUUGAACAGGUUAUCCUGGAGUCCUACUGUGACAUUAUAGAGCACCGAGCUGUCAAUCUCUUUCUUCAGGGAUAUGAAAAGUCUUGGAUUGAAACAGAAGAACAUUACUUUGAAGAUAAACUGAUAGAAGAUUUAGCAAAACCGGGAGUGGCUCCGGCAGAAGAAGACGAAGGCACUAAGAGAGUUGACCCUCUCCAUCAGCUGAUCCUUCUGUUUAGUCGAACAGCUUUGACAGAGAAAUGCAAACUAGAAGAAGAUUUUUUAUAUAUGGCUUAUGCAGAUAUUAUGGCAAAGAGUUGUCAUGAUGAGGAAGAUGAUGAUGGUGAAGAAGAAGUGAAGAGUUUUGAAGUCACAGGAUCCCAACGCAGCAAGGAAAAAGAAAUGGAAAAGCAAAAGCUUCUAUACCAGCAAGCCAGACUCCACGAUCGAGGCGCCGCUGAGAUGGUACUACAGACAAUCAGUGCCAGCAAAGGUGAAAUGGGGCCAAUGGUAGCUGCUACUUUGAAACUUGGAAUUGCUAUCUUAAAUGGUGGGAACUCGACAGUGCAACAGAAAAUGCUGGACUACCUUAAAGAGAAGAAGGAUGUGGGCUUUUUUCAGAGCCUUGCUGGCCUGAUGCAGACGUGUAGUGUGCUGGACCUAAAUGCAUUUGAGCGACAAAACAAAGCUGAAGGACUUGGGAUGGUGACAGAGGAAGGAUCAGGAGAGAAAGUACUACAGGAUGACGAGUUCACCUGUGACCUCUUCCGAUUCCUCCAACUUCUUUGUGAGGGACAUAAUUCAGAUUUUCAAAAUUAUCUGAGAACACAGACUGGCAACAAUACAACCGUCAAUAUAAUCAUCUCUACUGUGGACUACCUACUAAGAGUUCAGGAAUCAAUUAGUGAUUUCUAUUGGUAUUACUCUGGGAAAGAUGUUAUUGAUGAACAAGGACAACGGAAUUUCUCUAAAGCAAUUCAAGUAGCUAAACAAGUCUUCAACACUCUUACUGAAUAUAUUCAGGGUCCCUGCACUGGGAAUCAGCAGAGUUUGGCACACAGUAGACUGUGGGACGCUGUGGUGGGGUUUCUUCAUGUCUUUGCACACAUGCAAAUGAAGCUGUCUCAGGAUUCCAGUCAAAUUGAACUAUUAAAAGAAUUAAUGGAUCUUCAGAAGGAUAUGGUGGUCAUGCUGCUGUCCAUGUUAGAAGGUAAUGUUGUGAAUGGAACAAUUGGCAAACAGAUGGUUGAUAUGCUUGUAGAGUCGUCCAACAAUGUCGAGAUGAUUCUCAAAUUUUUUGACAUGUUCUUAAAGCUGAAGGACUUGACAUCUUCUGAUACGUUUAAAGACUAUGACCCUGAUGGCAAGGGAGUCAUUUCUAAGCGGGACUUCCAUAAAGCAAUGGAGAGCCAUAAGCACUACACGCAAUCGGAAACAGAGUUUCUUUUGUCCUGUGCGGAGACAGAUGAAAACGAAACGCUGGACUACGAAGAGUUUGUAAAACGCUUCCACGAACCUGCAAAGGAUAUCAGCUUCAAUGUUGCUGUCCUCCUGACAAAUCUGUCAGAACACAUGCCCAAUGAUUCCCGACUGCAGACUUUCCUUGAAUUGGCAGAGAGCGUAUUGAAUUACUUCCAGCCCUUUCUGGGACGCAUUGAGAUCAUGGGAAGUGCUAAGCGCAUUGAGAGGGUUUAUUUUGAAAUCAGUGAAUCGAGCCGGACCCAAUGGGAGAAGCCCCAGGUCAAAGAAUCCAAAAGGCAGUUCAUAUUUGAUGUGGUCAACGAAGGAGGAGAGAAAGAGAAAAUGGAGCUCUUCGUGAACUUCUGUGAGGACACCAUAUUUGAAAUGCAGCUGGCAGCUCAGAUCUCAGAGUCAGACUUGAAUGAGAGGUCCACAAAUAAGGAAGACAGUGAGAAAGAGAAGCCCGAAGAGCAGGAGCCAAGAAUGGGGUUCUUUUCGAUUCUGACAGUCAAGUCUGCACUGUUUGCUCUCAGAUAUAAUAUCUUGACUCUUAUGAGAAUGCUCAGCCUGAAGAGCUUGAAAAAACAGAUGAAGAAAGUGAAGAAGAUGACAAUGAAGGACAUCGUCAUGGCCUUCUUUUCAUCCUAUUGGAGUAUUUUCUUGAGCCUCUUGCACUUUGUAGCCAGUGUUUUCCGAGGCUUUUUCCGCAUUAUUUGUAGCCUGCUGUUGGGAGGGAGCCUAGUCGAAGGUGCUAAAAAGAUCAAAGUUGCAGAACUCUUAGCCAAUAUGCCAGACCCCACUCAGGAUGAAGUCAGAGGAGAUGGAGAGGAGGGAGAGAGGAAACCCAUGGAAGUCGCCCUGCCCUCUGAGGACCUGACAGACUUAAAGGAGCUCACAGAGGAAAGCGACCUUCUUUCGGACAUAUUUGGCUUGGAUCUGAAGAGAGAAGGCGGGCAGUACAAACUUAUUCCUCACAAUCCAAAUGCUGGCCUUAGUGACCUAAUGAGCAACCCUGUCCCCAUACCUGAGGUGCAAGAAAAAGUUCAGGAACAGAAGGUAAAAGAAGAAAAGGAAGGAAAAGAAGAAAGCAAAUCGGAACCGGAGAAAGCCGAGGGAGAGGAUGGAGAAAAAGAAGAAAAGUCCAAAGAAGACAAGGGUAAACAAAAGUUGAGGCAACUUCACACACAUAGAUAUGGAGAGCCAGAAGUUCCAGAGUCAGCAUUCUGGAAGAAAAUCAUAGCCUAUCAACAGAAACUUCUAAACUAUUUUGCUCGCAACUUUUACAACAUGAGAAUGUUAGCCUUAUUUGUUGCGUUUGCAAUCAAUUUCAUCUUGCUCUUUUAUAAGGUCUCCACCUCUUCUGUGGUUGAAGGAAAGGAGCCGCCCCCUCGAAGUUCAGGUGACAGUGCCCACAUAAGCAGCCUGGACAGUGGCUCCCCGAGCCUCAUUGCAGUUCACUACGUCCUGGAGGAGAGCAGCGGCUACAUGGAACCCAUGCUGCGCAUUUUAGCUAUUCUCCACACGGUCAUUUCUUUCUUCUGCAUCAUCGGAUACUACUGCUUGAAAGUCCCCUUGGUAAUUUUUAAGCGCGAAAAGGAAGUAGCACGAAAAUUGGAAUUUGAUGGACUUUAUAUUACAGAACAGCCUUCAGAAGAUGAUAUUAAAGGCCAGUGGGAUAGACUCGUAAUCAACACUCAGUCAUUCCCUAACAACUACUGGGAUAAAUUUGUUAAAAGAAAGGUUAUGGAUAAGUAUGGAGAGUUCUAUGGCCGAGAUAGAAUCAGUGAGCUGUUAGGCAUGGACAAAGCAGCCUUGGAUUUCAGCGAUGCCAGAGAGAAGAAGAAACCAAAGAAAGACAGCUCCUUGUCGGCCGUAUUGAACUCUAUUGAUGUGAAGUAUCAGAUGUGGAAAUUAGGAGUUGUUUUCACUGACAAUUCCUUCCUUUACCUAGCCUGGUAUAUGACUAUGUCCAUCCUGGGACAUUAUAACAACUUUUUUUUCGCUGCUCACCUUCUUGACAUCGCUAUGGGAUUCAAGACUUUAAGAACCAUCUUAUCAUCUGUAACUCACAAUGGCAAACAGCUUGUCUUAACUGUUGGCUUGUUAGCUGUUGUCGUAUACCUAUACACUGUUGUGGCAUUCAACUUUUUCCGAAAAUUCUACAAUAAGAGUGAAGAUGGUGAUACACCAGAUAUGAAAUGUGACGAUAUGUUAACGUGCUAUAUGUUCCAUAUGUACGUUGGGGUACGUGCUGGUGGGGGCAUCGGUGAUGAGAUUGAGGACCCAGCAGGAGACGAAUAUGAGAUCUAUCGCAUCAUCUUCGACAUCACCUUCUUCUUCUUUGUCAUUGUCAUUCUCUUGGCCAUAAUACAAGGUUUAAUUAUUGAUGCUUUCGGAGAAUUAAGAGACCAACAGGAACAAGUUAAGGAAGACAUGGAGACCAAAUGCUUCAUCUGUGGGAUAGGCAAUGAUUACUUCGACACAGUGCCACAUGGCUUUGAAAGCCACACUUUACAGGAGCACAACUUGGCCAAUUACCUGUUUUUUCUGAUGUAUCUUAUAAACAAAGAUGAGACAGAGCACACAGGACAGGAAUCUUAUGUCUGGAAGAUGUAUCAAGAAAGAUGCUGGGAAUUUUUCCCAGCAGGGGAUUGCUUCCGGAAACAGUAUGAAGACCAGCUAAACUAA